AUGAGAAUUUCUAUUGAGAAUUUCUCCAACGAAAUUUUCUAUGAAAUAUUUGAUUAUCUCGAUGGUUGUGAUAUUUAUAAAGCAUUUUCAAAUCUUAAUUAUCAUUUUUAUCAACUUCUUAAUUCUUCAUUACUUUUAUAUAAAAUUAAAUUUGAUUUCGAAUCUGAUGAUUUAUUUCUAAAUAAUUAUCAACAUAUGAAAUCUAUUAAUCCACAUCAGAUAUUUUCACUUAAUUUAUCAUCUGAAUUAUAUAUUGACAAAUUUCUAUUAUCAUUUAAAAUCGAUUCAUCACUUGAUCAUCUUCAAUCAAUUUAUCUUCGAAAUAUUCAACCAGAUACACUUUUAAUACUUCUAAAGAAUUGCAUUC
Molecule: messenger RNA, 367 nt
Organism: Adineta steineri
Lineage: Eukaryota; Metazoa; Rotifera; Eurotatoria; Adinetida; Adinetidae
Source: the annotation of a GenBank genome assembly